GCAAGCAAUGCAGUUGAUGGAAAUAUAUCAACAUGUGCCAGAACAAAGGUUAUUUCACCUUACGGUCCUGACCACGUGUCCUGGUGGCGUGUAGACCUUGGAAGCAUAGUCAGUAUUUAUAGUGUCAGGAUACAGUUCAAAGACUAUGGAGAACAACAUGCUGCUAGACAAAAGGGGCGUUUUGCAGGAUUCUCUUUGUACGUAUCAAACACAAUGAAACAAGAGGAAUUGUUUCUCUGUUACAAAAAUGGACCUGAACUACCACCCUUGGAUUUCACCAUAAACUGCUCCAAACAUGGUCGGUACAUCAAAUAUUACAACGAGAGACUUCCCAACAUAGAUUAUCCUGAUGUCUAUGAACUCCAAGCAUAUUCUCAAUUGUGUGAAGUUACAGUGGAAGGUUGCAGAACUCCAGGGCGUUAUGGCAGUAACUGUUCUCUCCAAUGUCCACUUAAUUGUCAAAAUCAGCGAUGUGAUAUUGUCAACGGAUCCUGCCUUGGAUGUCGGCCUGGAUGGACAGGAACAUUCUGUAAUCAGCCAUGCGAGGUUGGUUUUUAUGGACUUGAGUGCAGUGGGACUUGUUCUAGACACUGUUUGGAUAAUACGACUUGCAGUUAUGUUAAUGGAAACUGCGAAAAAGGAUGUGUAGAGGGAUUUGGAGGAAUGAAAUGUGAAGAAGAAUGUGAAAAUGGUAAUUAUGGGAAGAAUUGUGCCUUAAACUGCAGUGGAAACUGUUUACGUAAUCUAACCUGCAAUCGGUUUUCCGGUAAAUGUGAAGAAGGCUGCACUCCAGGACAUACUGGUGUGCGUUGUGAUGAAGUAUGUCCCUUCGGAUUUUUUGGUCAGAACUGUUCAGAAAAGUGUAGUUUUACCUGCAAGAGUGCUUGCAAUCAUGUGACAGGGAAUUGUAAUGCUGGUUGUAAAGCUGGCUACCAUGGCGAAAAAUGUGAUAAACUUUGCCGCUUUGGUCGAUACGGGAAUAAUUGUUCUAAAGAUUGCAGCUUAAAUUGCGUAAACCAGUCUUGUGACCACGAAAUGGGUGCAUGUAAAUAUGGAUGUAUUCCAGGUUGGGAAAACCCCAAGUGUUCUGAAGAAUGUUCACCAAUGACUUUCGGACCAAAAUGUAAAUACAAAUGUAGUGGUCAUUGUGCAGGAUCGGAUACUUGUAAUCACGUGACUGGAAUUUGUGCAAAAGGAUGCGCAGACGGAUAUAAUGGAUCCUUCUGCGACUUAAAAUGUGUGGAAGGAUACUUUGGUACAAAUUGCUUGCGUCGGUGUUCAGAAAACUGCACGAACACUUGUAACCAUGUUAGUGGAAUAUGUUACUGUUCCCCUGGCUUUUCGAAUGAUCCUUAUUGCAAGGAAUUACUCAGAGGGGAACAGAACGGUGAAACAAAUAGCAAAACAGUCGCACUGAUUUUCUCUGUUGGGUUUAAUUUCUUACUGCUUUGCUCUGUAGUCUUCUUGAUCAGAACGAUUCAAAUCAAGAGAAAAACUGAAUCAAGAACAACAAAACAGAACAUGGAGCCAUUAAGUACUGAAAAUUCUAUGGAUGUACACUAUCAAGAUUUGGAAACAGUAGACCGAUCUUUCUGCUACGAAGAGCUACAUUGACUACGAAAGACCAUAAAUCUCUUUAUCAAAAUUAUAAUGAUAUAUAAGAACAACAAUGCUUAUCUAUCAAAUGAUCCAAGAUUUUACCUUAUUAUUAUUCUUGGUUAAAGACCAGUAUGCAUGGUAAAGUAGGUAUUAUCUCAUUUGUUACAUGUAUUGUGUAGAUCUUCUGUAGAUGUGUGGAAA
Molecule: messenger RNA, 1800 nt
Organism: Saccostrea cuccullata (small rock oyster)
Lineage: Eukaryota; Metazoa; Mollusca; Bivalvia; Ostreida; Ostreidae
Product: multiple epidermal growth factor-like domains protein 10
Exons: 11
Coding region: 214-1614 (466 amino acids)
Molecular function (GO): scavenger receptor activity
Source: RefSeq, a predicted model, not a curated record